GCAGAUGUCACUACUGCAUCAUUAGAAUCCGUUGAGUUCGCAUUUUCGAGGAAUAUUAACAAAGUGAUUUUAAAGGAGAAUUACAGCAAUAUAAAGUUAUUAAUUCUUAGCUAUUUGUUAAUAUAAAUAUUUUUAUAAUUAAAACACAUUUAAUCGUAAUGUUCUUAGGUACCAUAAUUGCAUAGCAUCUUAACUUAGAAAAGUAUUUACAUCAUUAAACGUUUUUUACUACGGCGGAAUAUUUUAACUAAUUUCUAACUAACUUUCAGAAUGCAACGAAUAUUUACCAUAUCUAAUCAUUUGAAAAAUGGGGCAGCUCUUUCAAAAAAUUGCAAAAACAUAUUGUUAACCAAGCCGAAUUCGGCCAAGCUAUCGGACGAAGUGACAAAAGCCCAAACAGCUCAAUUCGGUGGUGACACAAUAUUUGGUAAAAUUAUUCGUAAAGAAAUUCCAGCAGAUAUAUUGUACGAGGAUGAUAAAUGCCUGGCUUUUCACGACGUAUCGCCUCAGGCUCCAAAUCAUUUCUUAGUCAUUCCUAAAAAGAAUAUUAGUCAAAUAUCUAAGGUCACAGAUGAUGAUAGUGAGUUAUUGGGGCAUCUUUUGAAUACGGCGAGAAAGUGUGCUGAAAAAGAAAAUUUGGCCAAUGGUUACAGAAUUGUAAUCAAUAAUGGUAAAGAUGGAGCUCAGUCGGUGUAUCACCUGCAUAUUCACGUCCUAGGAGGCAGGCAAAUGGAAUGGCCUCCGGGUUAA
Molecule: messenger RNA, 750 nt
Organism: Dimorphilus gyrociliatus
Lineage: Eukaryota; Metazoa; Annelida; Polychaeta; Dinophilidae
Source: the annotation of a GenBank genome assembly